UUAGCAUGGUUUUCUGGGGUCCGAUAGGCCAGAGUAGCCUUUGCUCUCGUCUGCCUCCUUCCUCUUGCUCUGCGCCUCCCUCUCCCUUUGGCCUCCGAGGAGCUCUUUGCUCCUCUCGAUCGUUUCGUCACCACCGCCCUCGUCGAGCCGCCGGUAAUCGACGCACUGCUGCAAGCAUUCCCCUGAGCGCCGAAGCCGGAGAUGGAGCAGACGGGGCUGUUUUGGGGGCCGGUGCAGGAAGAGGAUCAGGGACUGGAUGGCUUCCUCGGCGAUCUGCAGUUCAGCCUCGCGAGCGGCACUGCCUGCGAACACCAGAUGGCGACUUAUCCAGCGCGAGAUGAUGAUGCCCUGUUCGUCCUACAACUUCUGGAAGAUGCAGACCUGGAUGAAUGGUUAUCUGGUGGUUUACAUCAAUCUCCUUUAGGGGACACACUGAGCCAUCAUCAGAUGUUAGGUAGGAAAAGUGGUCGAAGAGGAAUGCGCAAGAGAAGGAUAUCUCCAUGGGGCACAUUUGUCUUCGAAGAAACAACUUUAGAAGGGAACAGGGAAUACAUAACUAGAAAAAACAAUAGUCGUUGGACAGCUAAAGAAGUGGAGUUACUGGUACAGGGUGUAUCCAAAUUUGGUGUUGGACGAUGGACUGAGCUGAAGAAGAAAUAUUUCAAAACAUCAAUUAGGACAUCAGUACACCUUAAGGACAAGUGGCGAAAUUUGUUGAGAGCUUACCAGGAAAAUGUACAAAAAUAUACGCUGCUGGAUCUAGAGCCACCAUUGGUCCAACAGAUCAGGAAGCUGGCAGCCAAACAUCCAUAUCUGAAAUGAAGGCACGGUUAAGAACAACAGCUCAGUCAUCGUAUAGAUUCUAGCAUGGAGUUAGCGGCAUCUAAAAGGGAAGGGAACAUUAGAAAGUAGAUUAUUUAUUAAAUGGAAGCAGGGUUUUGUAAGUAAAUAGGCUGAAUCUUUUACUUUUGCCAUGUCUCUGUAAAACUGUCCAGCAGUCCUAGACGAAUUGCUUAAUAUUAGUUUUGUUCUGAGGCC
This is a messenger RNA of Panicum virgatum (switchgrass), 1038 nucleotides long. RefSeq lists its product as uncharacterized. Lineage: Eukaryota; Viridiplantae; Streptophyta; Magnoliopsida; Poales; Poaceae. The record is from RefSeq and is a predicted model, not a curated record. The transcript has 8 exons. Bases 202 to 822 code for a protein of 206 amino acids.